UCCAGGGGUGAUUGUCGGCAGAUCCCGACGUUUGGCCGCACGUGAGAGAGAGAGAGAGAGAGAGAGAGAGAGAGAGAGAGAGAGAGAGAGAGAGAGAGAGAGAGAGAGAGAGAGAGAUGGAGCGCGGUGAUGGCGGGAAGCGAUUCGCGGCGUUCAUCCUGGGCUUGGUGUGUCUGGUUGGAGUCGCACGAGUGGAUGCACAGGGUGUGGCGCCGCCUCCCCCUCCUCCUUCUUCCACUCCAGUCGGCACCGACAUUGUGAGUCUGAUUUGCGCGACACCGGGCUUGAGUGCCUUCUGCAAUGCUCUUGCUACGUCUCGCGUAAGUCUGGAGCUGCUUCAGAAUGUGGCCGUGCAGAGAGUGACAGUGUUUGCUGCCAACGAUGCUGCUUUCGGUAAUGUUCGCGCCGAUAUCAAGGCGUGUUUUGACAAGGAGCCGAUCGACGUCUUGUCGCAGGUCGUCGCGUUCCAUAUCGCCACUGGAGGGAAUUACACUGCAGCGGAAUUGGGAGCGGUGUACACGCUCACGACGCUGCACGGCAUGCCGCUGAUGAUGGGCAGGAAUGUGAAUGGCAGCCCGCUAAUUGAGGGGACGGCGAGCAUCGUAAGCCCGGAUGUCAUCCACGCUGUCAAUGCGACGGUGCACGUCAUCGACGAUGUCCUCGUUCCAGAGAACCUGGUAAGAAACAUCUGGGAGGUGUGUUUUGGAGUGCCCGCCUCAUCGAAUACGCCGGUGCCGCCUGCAAGCACCAUCUAGAAAGAUCGUCUUCUCCGUCGAUCUGUCCGUUAACUACCCGCGGUAGUAUCAUUUGAAUCU
This is a messenger RNA of Chara braunii, 815 nucleotides long. The record is from the annotation of a GenBank genome assembly. Lineage: Eukaryota; Viridiplantae; Streptophyta; Charophyceae; Charales; Characeae.